GGGAGCUGUCCUGAUACUGUGGUCCAGUUAUCUGCCUGUCCACACCCCCGCCAGCUGCCCACAUCCUCGCCAUGGAGUCCAGGGGAAAGUCGGCCAGCAGCCCCAAGCCAGACGCCAAGUCUCAGGCUCCCACGGAAGCCAAGGCCACGCCAGCUGUAGAUGGGAAAGGCCCCUCAACCAAGCCCGGGAAGAAAGAGAGCCAGGCAGAAAAGCAGGAGCAGCCGGCAGCCCCCUCACCCACCCCUGCCAAGAAGACCCCAGUCAAGGCUGACCCUUCGCUUCUCAACAACCACAGCAACCUGAAACCGGCCCCCCUGGCCCCGAGUCCCGAUGCAACCCCAGAGCCCAAGGGUCCUGGAGAUGGGGCAGAGGAGGACGAGCCCUCCACGGGGCCCUCGGGGGGCCGCGGCCCCUGGCCCUGUGAGAACUUGACCCCGCUGAUGGUGGCUGGGGGUGUGGCUGUGGCAGCCAUGGCCCUCAUUCUUGGUGUGGCCUACCUGGCUCGGAAAAAAUAA
Messenger RNA from Dipodomys ordii (Ord's kangaroo rat), 515 nucleotides. RefSeq names its product cell cycle exit and neuronal differentiation 1 (gene Cend1). Gene Ontology annotation, biological process: cerebellar granular layer maturation; cerebellum development; radial glia guided migration of cerebellar granule cell. Bases 72 to 515 code for a protein of 147 amino acids. The transcript has a single exon. The record is from RefSeq and is a predicted model, not a curated record. NCBI's taxonomy places the organism in Eukaryota, Metazoa, Chordata, Mammalia, Rodentia, Heteromyidae.